This is a messenger RNA of Andrographis paniculata, 1113 nucleotides long. Its product is annotated as acetylserotonin O-methyltransferase-like. Gene Ontology annotation, biological process: methylation. The record is from RefSeq and is a predicted model, not a curated record. Lineage: Eukaryota; Viridiplantae; Streptophyta; Magnoliopsida; Lamiales; Acanthaceae. Gene Ontology annotation, molecular function: protein dimerization activity; O-methyltransferase activity; S-adenosylmethionine-dependent methyltransferase activity. Bases 1 to 1113 code for a protein of 370 amino acids. The transcript is spliced from 2 exons.
AUGGAAAAGAAGCAAGUAACAGUUUCCGCCGGCGACAACUUCAACGAAGAAGAAGAAGCUCAGGCGCAAGCGCAAUUGGAGAUAUGGCAGUACGCCUUCGGGUUCACUCCAAUGGCGGUAGUCAAGUGCGCUAUCGAACUCCAAAUCCCCGACGUCUUAGAAGCUCACGGCGGCGCCAUCACACAUUGCGACCUCUCCGCCGCCCUCGGCUGCCCCCCUUCAACUCUCCGCCGGAUUAUGCGCUAUUUGGUUCACCGCCGGAUCUUCAACCACCUCUCUCAAGGCCAAGAUGAAUCAUCCCUAACCUGCUACGCCCAGACUCCCCUUUCCCGCCUUCUUCUCAAAUAUAAUAAUAAUAAUAAUAAUAAUUUCAGCUUGGCUCCGAUGGUGAUGCUGGAGAGCUCGCCGGUGAUGCUGGCGCCGUGGCACCGCCUCAGCCGCCGGGUAAUGGACCCGAAAGCUUCGGCAUUUGCGGCUACACACGGCGGCGAUGUGUGGGCCUACGCGGCGGGGAAUCCGUCCCAUAACAAGCUGGUUGAGGAUGCAAUGUCAUGCCACGCUAGCCUGGCAAUGUCGAGGAUAAUUCAGUGUUGCCCGGAGGCGUUCGAGGGGCUGUCGUCGAUUGUCAAUGUCGGCGGCGGCGACGGCACUGCUCUGAGAGUUCUGGCGGGAACCUUUCCCGCCAUCCACGGCAUCAAUUUGGACCUCCCUCACGUGGUGUCGGAGGCUCCUCCGUCGGAGGGGAUAGAGCACGUCGCCGGCGACAUGUUUGAAAUGGUUCCCAAGGCCGAUGCCGCUUUUAUCAUGUUUGUGCUGCACGAUUGGAACGAUGAAGAGUGCGCGGAGAUAUUGAGCAAGUGUGUGGAGGCGAUUCCGAAGGGGAGAGGGAAGGUGAUAAUGGCGGAGGCAGUGAUCAACGAGGAAGAGGUGGGCGACGACAAGUACGAGGAGGUGCGUCUGGCAAUGGACAUGAUAAUGCUGGCGCACACCGAGACGGGUAAGGAGAGGACACUGAAAGAAUGGGAUCAUGUCAUAAAACAAGCUGGCUUCGCUACCUACACUGUAAAAAACAUUCAAUCGUCUAUCGUCUCUGUCAUUGAGGCAUAUCCAUAG